AUGCCGGCUCAGCUGCGGCUGCGUUCAGCGCGCAAGACCGCGCCAGAGCGGACAGGCAGGUUUGCUCUUCAGUACAAAGGACAUCAUCAUCAAGAUGUUGUGAUAUGGCUCAAGUCAUGGUCAAAGAUAAGGCUAUGUGUGAGACUAUUGGAAGAAAGCAUACCAGAAGGUGCUUCAUCUAUAUGGACUGUCUUGGUGGCCCUCAGCAUUCUCAGUAAUGAAGUGGAUGACAUCAUCUACAUUUUCCAUCUCAUAUCUCAUUCUCCUGGAAAUCGCAUCACAGCUUAUGAUCUCAUAGAUUUCUUCUAUUCCCUGGCUUUACUCUUUCAACAUGCACAAUACACAUUUGAUGUUAAUCAUGGAUAUCACUAUCGCCUGUACUAUGCAUUACAUGUCAUUGAAAACUCUGGUGGAGCAAUGAUGUCACAGGUGAGCUCUCCAAACAAAGGGCAGCAAUCCUUAAUGCGCUAUGGGCUGAGCAGUUCCUCUAUGUCUCUCACUCAUGAACAGCUUCGUAUUGUGAGCCACAGCCUAGGUCCUGGGCAGGUAAUAAAAAUCGUUGCCCUUGCUGGGACUGGCAAGACUACCACUUUGCUGAAGUUUGCUCAGGCUCAUCCACAUCUGUCCUUCCUCCUUGUUGUUUAUAAUAAAAGUGCACAAGAGUAUGCCUCAAAGCUCUUCCCACAGAAUGUCAGAUGCUCUACAGCACAUUCUCUGGCAUAUCGUGCUGAAGGCUUCAAAUACAGACACAAGCUAACUGGUGAUUUGAAGGCCAAGGACAUAGUUAGUAAUCAUGCUCUGAGACAAAGGGAGAAUGCUGGAAAUAUGUUCAGGCGUGCAGGCAUUGUGCUUGAAACAAUAAAGAAAUUCAUGUGUGCCACAGAUGAGAUCAUCACAAUGGCCCAUGUCCCUGAAGUAUGGACUUCAUCUCAAGAUUCUCUUUCACAGACCUCACUCUCUCCAGAAGAGAGAGUUGAAUUAGCAAAAGAUGCUGAGUUUACAUGGGAGUGUAUGACAAGAACAAGUCAUCAGCUGAGGCUCCCUCAUGAUGCUUAUCUGAAGCUGUGGCAGUUGCAUCACCCUACUCUGGAGCAGAAAGAUUGCAUUCUCAUUGAUGAAGGACAGGACAUGAAUGCAGCAAUGCUGGACGUGUUGAUGUCUCAGAUCUGUCCAAAGAUCAUUGUCGGUGACCCCAAUCAGCAGAUCUAUGCUUUCCGAGGUGCAAUUAACGCACUGAAAUCUGUUGAGUCCACUCAUACCUACUAUCUCACACAGAGUUUUCGAUUUGGGCCAAACAUAGGCUAUUUGGCAUCGUGCAUCUUGGAGGGGCUACAGGGAGAAAAGAAACAGACCCUGGUUGGAAGGAGGAAGAAGGACUCUAUCCAAGGUUUCAACUGGCUUCAACCUCGAUCCCUGGCCAGAGAGGGGCAGCUGGCUGUCCUCUGCCGUGCAAAUUACUCUGUUUUCUUUGAAGCUGUGCGCUUGCUCAAUUUACCUGCCUUGUCUCGGUCUGCCAUUGCCUUCAUUGGUGGUUUGGAAUGCUACAGUUUCCAAGAUGCAGUUGAUAUAUGGAACCUUGACCGAGUAAAGAGUGGGGAACUGAGUAAAGAUGCUAUCAAGAACCCCUUUAUACGGGGCUUUGAGUCUCGAGCCCGCCUCACAGCUUAUGCUAAAUCUGUACAAGAUGCAGUGCUUGAAGGAAAGAUUGCAGUAGCUAUCAAGUUCCAAGAGAACACUGAAAUUCAUCUGAACAAUAUGAGGCGGAGAUGUGCUCAGGAUCCCCGUCAUGCAGGUUGUCAGAAGAAUCUUGUGGAACUGGACCUCCCUCCCAUCUCCAUCUCACAGCCAAAGAUCCAUGUUACUGUCAGGAAUAGGAUGAACAUAAUCCACCCAAGACUCAUCUGCCCCAAGUGCGUUGCUUGGAGUAUGAAGCAGCCACAAAUUGGACAACUUCCCCCUGACAACUUCCCUUCUCUUUUCCCACUUCUCUUUCCAAACUUCAAAGAUGGAAGCAAUGGAGAUAUGGAACAGGAUGAAAGGAGGCUCUGUCGGAUUGGAAAGUUCUGUGCUGAGGUAUCCCCUGUCCAGCUGGGUUCGCUGGACCAGUUGUACCAGCUGGACCAGUGGUUGAAUCAUGAAAUGGCAUGCCAUGAAGAGGUCAGUUUUGGGCUCUUUGCCAACAUGCAAGCCACCCACUGUCUGGGGAGAAUAUGA
This is a messenger RNA of Darwinula stevensoni, 2214 nucleotides long. The record is from the annotation of a GenBank genome assembly. NCBI's taxonomy places the organism in Eukaryota, Metazoa, Arthropoda, Ostracoda, Podocopida, Darwinulidae.